AGAAAGCUCAUGAAGCCCCGCCCCAUCGGUGACCGGGGCAGCCGGAAGGGAGCAUGGCGGCCGCGGGAGCCGCGGCUACGGACCUAGAGGUGGUCCGAGGCAAGCGUGCCGCGCUUUUCUUCGCCGCGGUGGCCAUCCUUCUGGGACUGCCGCUCUGGUGGAAGACGACGGAGACCUACCGGGCUCCAUUGCCUUACUCAGAGAUCAGUGGGCUGAAUGCUCUGCAGCUCCGGCUUAUGGUGCCAGUCACAGUUGUGUUUACUCGGGACUCUAUUCCCCUGGACGACCAGGAGAAACUACCCUUCACCGUUGUGCAUGAGCGAGAGAUCCCUCUGAAAUACAAAAUGAAAAUCAAGUGUCGAUUCCAGAAGGCCUACCGGAGAGCUUUGGAGCACGAGGAGGAGGCACUGUCACUGGGCAGUGUGCAUGAGGCCGAAGCCAUGUUAGCUGAGCCAGAGAAGCAAGCAGAGGGCUCUCUGACUGUGUACGUGAUCUCGGACCACUCCUCCCUUCUUCCCCAGGACAUAAUGAGCUACAUUGGGCCUGAGAGGAUGGCAGUUGUCCGGGGGAUGAUCCACCGGGAAGCCUUCAACAUCAUCGGCCGUCGAAUAAUCCAAGUAGCCCAGGCCAUGUCUUUGACAGAGGAUGUGCUUGCUGCUGCUUUGGCCGACCACCUCCCCGAGGACAAGUGGAGCUCUGAUAAGAGGCGGCCACUCAAGUCCAGCUUAGGCUAUGAAAUCACUUUCAGUUUACUCAACCCAGACCCUAAGUCCCAUGAUGUCCACUGGGACAUUGAGGGGGCUGUCCAGCGCUAUGUACAGCCUUUCCUGAAUCGCCUCAGUGCUGCGGGAAAUUUCUCUGUGGACUCUCAGACCCUUUACUAUGCCAUGUUGGGAGUGAACCCCCGCUUUGACCCAGCCUCAUCCAGCUACUCCCUGGCUAUGCACAGCCUCCCCCACGUUAUCAACCCAGUGGAGUCCCGGCUGGGGUCCAGUGCUGCCUCCCUGUACCCUGUGCUCAACUUUCUACUCUAUGUGCCGGAGCUCGCUCACUCCCCCCUGUACAUUCAGGACAAGGAUGGCGCUCCAGUGGCCACCAAUGCUUUCCACAGUCCCCGCUGGGGUGGCAUUAUGGUAUACAAUGUUGAUCCGAAAAUCUAUAACGCUUCGGAGCUGCCAGUGAGAGUUGAGGUGGACAUGGUGCGGGUGAUGGAGGUGUUCCUGGCUCAGCUGAGGCUGCUCUUUGGGAUUGCUCAGCCCCAGGUGCCUCCAAAAUGCCUGCUCUCGGGACCAAAGAGUGAAGGACUCAUGACCUGGGAGCUGGACCGAUUGCUCUGGGCUCGCUCAGUGGAGAACCUGGCCACAGCCACCACCACCCUCACCUCCCUGGCCCAGCUUCUGGGCAAGAUCAGCAACAUUGUCAUCAAGGACGAUGUGGCUUCUGAGGUAUAUAGGGCCGUGGCUGCAGUCCAGAAGGCGGCAGAGGCGUUAGCCCUUGGGCACCUGUCAUCCGCCUUUGCUGCCAGCCAGGAAGCUGUGACCUCCUCUGAGCGCGCCUUUUUUGAUCCCUCACUCCUCCACCUCUUGUAUUUCCCCGAUGACCAGAAGUUUGCCAUCUACAUCCCCCUCUUCCUGCCUAUGGCUGUGCCCAUCCUCCUGUCCCUGGGCAAGAUCUUUCUGGAAACUCACAAGUCCUGGAAAAAGCCUGAGAAGAUAGACUGAUAUGGGCAGCAUGUCAGAGGGAGCCCUACUCUCCAGCCACAAUGGGAGGUGUUGGGCUGAGAGGCCAAGGCGAGGCCUGAGGCCUGCUGCUGAUGACUUGUCUUCACUCUCGCCCAUGGGCUCUCCACAGAUGGUUCUCCCCAUAGGCUCAUCUUGCUUCCUUUCCUAGUCCUCUAGCUCUGCUCCUCCAUGCCUAGAAGCUUCAGAAGGCACUCUUCUGGAUCUCCAUAUCUGGCUCGAACUUAAAGCCUUUGCCUGCCUACCUCUGGACAGGGGUACCUUGUCCUUCCAGCCUGUCAGCACAGCAUAUGUGUGCACUGAGAGGUGAAUUUAGGGGAAUCCUUGGGUUGAAUUGUAGCCCCAUCCUCUCCACUUCUGAGACCAUCUCCCUCCUUCCUCAGCUUCCUGACUGGUGUCACCCACUGGGGACAGCCUUGGUCUUGGAGACAGUGGCUUAGGACCAGCUCUUCUGCCUGGUGGCUAAGGCUCCCCUCUACCCUUCAGAGAGGUAGUGUGGAACAGGAGAAACCAUUUCUGACUUGGAACCCAGCAGCCUGAACCACACUCUGGCUUCUGCACCUACAGACUGGGGAGCGUUAGAUAAGCCGCUCCUCACCCAGCCUCAGGUUUUCAUCUGUGGGAAAGCACUGAUGACAUCGCCCGCCCUCAGAACGGGGUUGGAUUAAGUGUGAUAAGUGUGUAUGAGUGAUCUGUAUAUUGGGCUCUUUAAAAAUAUACAUUAGGCUGUUAAUAAACAUUGGUUGACUAUGAGUUGA
This is a messenger RNA of Arvicanthis niloticus (Nile rat), 2497 nucleotides long. RefSeq names its product phosphatidylinositol glycan anchor biosynthesis class S (gene Pigs). Gene Ontology annotation, cellular component: GPI-anchor transamidase complex. Gene Ontology annotation, biological process: attachment of GPI anchor to protein. The record is from RefSeq and is a predicted model, not a curated record. Lineage: Eukaryota; Metazoa; Chordata; Mammalia; Rodentia; Muridae.